Molecule: messenger RNA, 806 nt
Organism: Vanessa tameamea
Lineage: Eukaryota; Metazoa; Arthropoda; Insecta; Lepidoptera; Nymphalidae
Product: 3-oxoacyl-[acyl-carrier-protein] reductase FabG-like
Exons: 1
Coding region: 46-795 (249 amino acids)
Molecular function (GO): oxidoreductase activity
Source: RefSeq, a predicted model, not a curated record
AAGACGAGUUAGUCUCGCUUGAUUAAUUGCAACAACAGGGUCACAAUGAGUUUCAAGAACAAAAUUGUGAUAGUGACUGGAGCCAGCUCGGGCAUUGGAGCCUCAGCGGCGAUAAUGUUCAGCAAAGAGGGCGCUCACGUUGUGAUGGUGGGCCGUAACGAGACCAAACUCUCCGCCGUGGCCGCGAAGUGUUCGUCGCCCCUCGUGAUUCGUGCAGAUGUCGCCAACGACGACGAUGCUCGUCGCAUCAUCAACGAAACCAUUAACAAAUUCGGUCAAAUCGAUGUCUUGGUCAACAAUGCUGGUAUGUCAAUAAAAAAUGACGGCAUCCUCGGCAACGAUAUGAUGACAGCUUACGACGCUAUCGUUAACGUCAACCUUCGAGCGAUUGUUCAUUUAACGGUCUUGGCUGCCCCAUAUCUGGUCAAAACUAAGGGGAAUAUAGUAAAUAUAUCGAGUGUCGCUGGAAUUAUGGCUCCUUUUUCUCCCGGUAUGUUAAAUUAUUGCGUCUCAAAAGCAGGUUUGAAUCAUUUCACCGUUUGUGCUGCGGUCGAGUUGAGCCCUCAUGGUGUUAGAGUGAACACGAUUAGUCCUGGACCGGUUCGAACUGAUAUAUUGGAGACAGUUAAAUCUCCUUUAACUUGGGACAGCUUUCUGCCGCUUACUCUUCUUAACAGAAUAUCUGAGCCGGAGGAAGUAGCUGAUUUAAUCUUAUACAUUGCAAGUGAUAGGGCUAAGUCUAUCACGGGGUCUAAUUACGUGACUGACAACGGUAUGCUAAUUAAAAGAACUUAAUAUAACGUGUA